AAGGGCCGCCGCAUCCGCGUCGCCUCUGACGUCACCGGCACCUAAGGGGCGGGGCCUGAGCAUCAGGAGCUAAAGCGGCGCUGGAGGCGACGGCGAGAACGGGAACAGUCCUCUCUCUCUGUCUCUUUCUCUCUGCCUACUUCCUUCCUUCCUUCCUUCGGGCGGAUGAUGAGCCUCGGCCGCUGCAGGAGGAACGGGGCGCGGGCGGAGGGGCUCUUCCUGCUGCUCCUGCUCUUGCUGCCCAUGCCUGAGGCGGAUGCUGCCUCCGCCGCCGCCGCUUCCUCCUCCUCGGCUCCCGGGCGCUGCGAGGCGGCGGCGGCGGCGACGACGACUGCAAGAGACGGCGCCCGGAGAGGAAGCAGCGGCGGGACGUCGUCGUCGUCGUCGUCGUCUCUGGGGACAGAUUCUUGUCAUUUAUUGAGCCCACCAUGCUUUACUGAGGAAGAUAAAUACAGCUUGGAAGCUCUCCGCACAAUUCAUAAACAAAUGGAUGAUGACAAGGAUGGUGGCAUUGAAGUAAAUGAAAGUGAUGAGUUUAUCAGAGAAGAUAUGAAAUACAAAGAUGCUUCCAACAAACACAACCACCUUCAUAGGGAAGACAAGCACAUCACCAUUGAAGAUCUGUGGAAACGCUGGAAGACUUCUGAAGUUCACAACUGGACACUAGAGGAGACUCUUCAGUGGCUGAUAGAAUUUGUUGAACUUCCUCAGUAUGAGAAAAAUUUCAGAGAAAAUAAUGUCAAAGGAACAACGUUGCCAAGGAUAGCAAUUAAUGAACCUGCAUUUAUGAUCUCUCAACUGAAAAUCAUUGAUCGGAGCCACAGGCAGAAACUUCAGCUAAAGGCCUUGGAUGUUGUUUUGUUUGGCCCUAUUACACGACCACCUCACAACUGGAUGAAAGAUUUCAUACUCACAGUUUCUAUUGUGAUUGGUGUUGGAGGCUGCUGGUUUGCAUACACUCAGAACAAGACCUCAAAAGAACAUAUCACCAAAAUGAUGAAAGAUUUGGAAAGCCUUCAGACAGCAGAACAGAGCCUGUGUGAAUUGCAAGAGAGGCUUGAAAAAGCACAAGAAGAGAACCGGACUGUUGCUGUAGAAAAGCAAAACUUAGAACGGAAGAUGAUGGAUGAAAUCAGUGAUGCAAAACGGGAAGCAUGUCGGCUGAAAGAAUUGAGGGAAGGAGCUGAAUGUGAGCUCAGCAGACUUAAGUAUGCAGAAGAGGAGUUGGUGCAGGUCCGCAUGGCCUUAAAAAAGGCUGAAAAAGAAUUUGAAUUGAGAAGCAAUUGGUCUGUUCCUGAUGCCCUGCAAAAAUGGCUCCAGCUGACUCAUGAAGUUGAAGUACAGUACUAUAACAUCAAAAGACAAAAUGCAGAAAUGCAGUUAGCAAUUGCUAAGGAAGAGGCAGAAAAGAUCAAGAAGAAGAGAAAUACUGUAUUUGGGACAUUACAUGUAGCACAUAGCUCUUCUCUUGAUGAAGUGGACCACAAGAUUCUGGAAGCAAAGAAAGCACUUUCUGAAUUAACCACAUGUUUGAGAGAGAGACUCUACCGAUGGCAACAGAUUGAGAAGAUCUGUGGCUUCCAGAUAGCACAUAACUCAGGAUUACCAAGUCUGACUUCAUCACUUUACUCUGAUCAUAGUUGGGUGGUAAUGCCACGAGUUUCCAUUCCACCGUAUCCAAUUGCAGGCGGAGUGGAUGACCUUGAUGAAGACACUCCUCCAAUAGUUUCUCAGUUUCAUGGCCGCCUCCAAGUACUUUCUAUGUGGGUGGGGCUUUUCCCUUCUUAUUUUAUAGGAAGAAAAAGAAAGUGCUCUCACUUUGGAAAGAAAAUCCUCUCGUUUCUAAUACGCCUGAAAGGAGAGUGCCUCACCCACAGGGACAGUGGCUCAGUGGCUGCCUGGUCCAUUGUAAAAACUAGCACCUUGGCAAGGAGCAGUAGCAUAUGUCGUUCCCGACGAAAUGUUGUGCCAUCAUCUCCCCAGUCUCAACACACAGCACAAAUGCAACACACUCCGCAUACGCAAGCUACUUUGCACUCUGCAGACCCAGACAUCCUUUCAGUGUCUAGUUGCCCUGCUGCUUACCGCACAGAAGAGGAAGAGGAGGCCAUUUACUUCACAGCUGACAAGCAAUGGGAAGUACAAGAUACAGCCUCUGAAUGCGACUCCUUCAAUUCCUCAGUUGGGAGGAAGCAAUCUCCUCCUUCUAGCCUUGAAAUAUAUCAACCCCUGUCACCUCAAAAGAGAUCACGAGAGGAACUCUCAUUAGAGGAGUCAUCUACUGGAGACUCUUCCUCCAUAACAGCUGAUAUUUCCAGGGGUUCUCCUGACUGUGUUGGAAUGACAGAAACUAAAAGUAUGAUCUUUAGUCCAGCAAGCAAGGUGUACAAUGGCAUUCUGGAGAAGUCCUGCAGCAUGAACCAGCUUUCUAGCGGGGCUCCUGUGCCCAAGCCUCGCCACACCUCAUGUUCAUCUACCAGCAGUGAAAGCAAAGCAGGUCACGAAUCAUCUGCUGUCCCUCGGAUAAGUAGCACCUCACAAGACCUCUGUCAGAAUGGAGAUCGAAACAAAAAAUCCUCCAAAAUAAAAAGUCUGUUUAAGAAGAAAUCAAAGUGAGGCUACUGGAGAAAAUGCUCAAGAGUGGCAUUGUUAGACUUCCUUGUUGUUUAUUAUUAUUUUUUAACUUAAGAAUGUAGUUAUCAAGGUUUUCCUGACUUGGAUGCCACAGCAGGAAAACCUCUUAGGUCAACUUCUCUUCUGUUUCAAAUGACUUCAUAGUCAACUUGUGCCAGCUGUCGAUGAGAAAUUUUAAAUUUCAAGACAGUUUACAUUCAUUGGUCUAUUUAUUUCUGCUUUUUUUAGUUUAUUUACAAAACUUUAAAAAAUAUUAAAAAAAACUCAACACUUUAACACAAGCUUUAACGGACUAGUGAGCCUGCAUGGGCUUGCCAAAGUUUUCUCUUGUUUACCAGAGCAUCUUCUUAUCUUUCCACAGAAGCUAUGGCAUUUGCAUACUGGACAAAAGUAACUUUUAAAUGAAGUAUACUACUUAAAUUGCACUACUGUUUUCCUGACUGGAAAGUAUCUUUACAAGUGAAACUGUUUAGACUUCUAAAAUGAUGGAAGAGAUGACUUGGUUCAUUGUUUUGUUUUGUUUUUUUAGAUUUGUUCUUCUUUUUUUUAGAAGCUACCAUUUCUAACAGUUGAUUUCUGGAACUGGAACCCCAUUUCUUUUACAGAAUGCUUACUUAAAUGCAUUUAUUAUUAACCUAAUGGAUUGGGUCCUGUUGUAAAGAUCAUGAUUAUCCAGGCAGGGCUUUCACUGUGAUUUUACUGCAUUGCACAGGUUGUAUGGUAAGAAAAAGAUUUAUCAAGAGAAGAGGCUCCUGAUUCUGUGUGCAAGUGAGAAGAGUCAAGACUUGAUUUUGAAGGACCUUUUAAGUCAUUCACAACCUUAAAACUGGGAUAGGGACAAAUGUGGGCACUUGUUUACAUACUUUGACAGACAACGGAUGUUUGAUUUGUGAAUAUUUGUUACUGUGGCAAAGAUAAUAAAUUGAAAAUAUUAUUGUGCACUGA
Sceloporus undulatus (fence lizard) is the source of this 3579-nucleotide messenger RNA. RefSeq names its product stromal interaction molecule 2 (gene STIM2). Lineage: Eukaryota; Metazoa; Chordata; Lepidosauria; Squamata; Phrynosomatidae. Gene Ontology annotation, biological process: store-operated calcium entry; intracellular calcium ion homeostasis; activation of store-operated calcium channel activity. Gene Ontology annotation, molecular function: protein binding; calcium ion binding; calcium channel regulator activity. The coding region runs from base 166 to 2616 and encodes 816 amino acids. Gene Ontology annotation, cellular component: plasma membrane; endoplasmic reticulum. The transcript has 13 exons. The record is from RefSeq and is a predicted model, not a curated record.